This is a messenger RNA of Cyclopterus lumpus (lumpfish), 3762 nucleotides long. RefSeq names its product structural maintenance of chromosomes 1B (gene smc1b). Gene Ontology annotation, biological process: sister chromatid cohesion. The transcript has 25 exons. Gene Ontology annotation, molecular function: ATP hydrolysis activity; protein binding; DNA binding. Bases 1 to 3762 code for a protein of 1253 amino acids. Gene Ontology annotation, cellular component: nucleus; chromosome; cohesin complex. Lineage: Eukaryota; Metazoa; Chordata; Actinopteri; Perciformes; Cyclopteridae. The record is from RefSeq and is a predicted model, not a curated record.
AUGGGCUAUCUCAAACAAAUUGAUAUUGAAAACUUCAAGUCGUGGCGAGGAAAAACCGUCAUCGGUCCCUUCAUGCGAUUUAAUUGUAUAAUUGGCACAAAUGGUUCCGGCAAGUCCAAUGUGAUGGACGCCCUGAGCUUUGCCACCGGGGAGCGGGUUGCCUCUCUGCGGGUGAAGCACCUUAGGGACCUGGUCCACGGAGCCCACAUCGGGCGGCCGGUCCGCGACACUGCCCGCGUGGCCCUGCGGUGCUGCGACGACGAGGACCAGGAGACCGUCUUCUCCCGGAGCAUCUUAGGUGACUCCUCCCAGUAUCGCAUCGAUGAUGUUCAGGUCACACUGACCAAAUACAUCGAGGAGUUGGAGAAGAUCGACAUUGUGACCAAGGCUCGAAACUGUCUGGUGUUCCAGGGGGCGGUGGAGUCCAUAGCUCUGAAGGACCCAAAGGAGAGGACCAAGAUGUUUGAGUGCAUCAGUCAGUCGAGAGAGUACGCUGCAGAGUACGAGAUGAAGAAGAAGGCCCUGCUGAACGCUAAAGAGGAUACACAGUUUCACUUCAACAAGAAGAAGUCAGCUACCGUCGAGAGGAAACAGGUUUCCCAGGAGAAAAUAGAGGCCCAGAAGUACCAGACGCUGCUGGACAACCUUCACCAAAACCGCCUGCAGCUGAGCCUGGCUGAGCUCUUCUGUAAUGAAAAGGGCAUCAACGUCCUCAGCGACAUCCUGAGGGAGAAACAGCUGGCUGCAGCUGCCAAGAACAACACACUGGUGAAGGAAGAGCAGACGGUCAAAACCUACAAGAAGGAACAUGGACGUCUCACCAGAGAGCAGCAGCACAUAGAGAAGGAGAUCCGUGCCCAGGAGCAUGUCCUGUCCCAGUGUCGAUCCCAGUACAUCAAAGCCAGAGUUAACACCUCCCAUCACAUGAAGAAGGCCGGGGAGGUCCGUGAUGCCCUGAGGAAGAGCCAGAAGCUGAUUGCUAUUAAAGAGCAGGAGCUAGCCGAAGAAAGGCAGGAGAUCUCUGAACUGGAGAGGACCUGGAGGAACUAUGAGAAGGAGCAGAAGAAGAAGGGAGCCUCGCUGAAGAGAGACAUUCAGCUGGAUGAGGAUCAGCUGGAGCGAUACAAAGAGCUGAAGGAGCUGGCCCGAAAGCAGGGGGCGGUCCUCGGCCAGCAGGCAGAGAGGCUGCACUGGGAGGUGACAGCGGACAACGAGAAGAUGGCUUUCGACCAGCGGCGUAAGAAGGAAGUGGAGGUCGCCGUCAGGAACAACCAGACUCAGCUGGAAGAUUUGAUACGCAGAGCAGAUAAGCUCGAAGAGUACACCAAGACCUGCAAGUCGUCCCUUGAAGAGUACCGUCAGCUGGAGGAGAGCCUCAGUGCGGAGCUGCAGCGAGGCCGCCAGCGCAGCGAGGAGCUGAAGCAGGAGCUGGGCCAGGUGAUGGAGGAGCUGGGGAACGCCCACCUGGACAGCCAGGAGAGCAGAUGCCAGCAGCGACGCAACGAGCUGCUGGACAGGCUCCGCAGUCUCUUCCCAGAAACUGUGUUUGGCCGUCUGUCUGACUUGUGCAGCCCCGUCCAUAAGAAGUACCAGCUGGCUGUCAUCAAGGUGUUUGGCCGCUUCAUGAACGCCAUCGUCGUGUCCUCGGAGAAAGUGGCUCGUGAAUGCAUCUCUUUCAUCAAGGAAGAGAGAGCCGAGCGCGAGACCUUCCUGCCCAUCGACUACUUGGAUAUGAGUCCUAUGAAUGAGCGGCUGAGGGAGAUGCCCGGCGCCAAGAUGGUGGUCGAUGUCGUACAGGUUAACAAUGCCACCGGCUCCGCUCAGCUCAGGAAGGUGGUGCAGUUUGUCUGCGGUAACGCGCUGGUGUGCGAGACCAUCAAAGAAGCAAGGAGCGUGGCCUUUGACGGACAAGUGCGCCUUAAGACGGUGGCUCUGGACGGGACGCUGUUCACAAAGGCAGGCGUGAUCUCCGGAGGCUCCAGUUCCCUCCGGACCAAAGCCCGGUGCUGGGACGAGAAGGACAUGAUGCGGCUGAAGGCGCGCAAGGACCAGCUGACGGCAGAGAUGCGCGUAAGUCAACACACAAAAUAUCAGGUCACUCAGGAUUUGAUGAAGCUGAAGCGGAAGGACUCAGACCUGAAGCAGACGAUUGCUCAGGCUCAGGGCGCUAAGACCCGCCUCAAAUACUCCAAUGCAGACCUGGAUAACAUUCAGAAGAAAAACAUCCCUCACUGCCAAGCGGAGAUUUCUCGUAUGGAGAGCGAGCUGGCGAACCUGGACUCCCAGAUCCAGAUGCAGCAGGAGAGCGUGGAGGCAAAGGAAGACGAGAUGAAGAGCAUCAGAGACCGGAUCGACCAGAUGGAGGACACGGUGUUCUUUGACUUCUGUGCUGAGAUCGGCGUGGACUGCAUCAGAGAGUACGAACAGGAGCACCUGAAACAGCAGACGGAGCUCGACAGGAAGCGGCUGGAGUUUGAGAGUCAGUGCACCCGCUUGAAUGCACGGCUGGAGUACGAACAAGACCAACUCACACAGCAGAGGAAGAAACUCCAGAAAAUGGAGGAAACCAUCGACAAGGAGGAGAAAACCAUGGCCGAGCGGAGGGAGGAUGAGGAGAAGCUUCUGGCAGCGGUGGAGGACGGUCAGAAGAAACAGCUGGAGCUGAACGACCAGCUGCUGUCUCAGAAGAGCCAGGUGGCCGCUGCCAAAGCUGAGCUGGACCAGAAAACCCAGAGCCUGAAAGAGACCAACAAAGAGUUGGUGAAGCUCCAGCGGGAGGUGAUGUCUGCAGAGUCGGCCUUGGAGCAGAAGCGCUUGGCCAGGCACAACAUGCUGCUGGCCUGCAAGAUCCAGGGUCUGCCCAUCAUUCUGCUGUCGGGGAACCUGGAUGAAAUCAGUGAGAUGCAGCUGGACACUGAAUCUGAAAGCACUUCAACCACCUUGAACAUCUUCGAGAGAGAGGCACGACUCCUCAUCGACUACUCUGGCCUGGACGCAGAACUCACGAGUCUGCAGACGGAGAAGGAGGUGGAGGCCUUCUUGGAGAAGCUGAGGGAGUCCGUCUCCUCCGUAGAGGGAGUGCUGCAUCGCACCACGGCCCCAAACCUGAAAGCUCUGGCCAAGAUGAGGGAGGUGAAGGACAUGUUACAGGGAGUCACAGACGCGUUUGAAGCCAGCACCAAAGCAGCCAGAAAAUGCAAUCAGGAGUUCGAGCAAGUCAAAGACCGACGCUUGAACCUCUUCAACCGGUGCUUCGAACACGUGUGUGUCGUAAUCGAUCAGAUCUAUAAAAGGAUAUGCAGGAACAACAGCGCCCAGGCCAUCCUGAGUGCGGAGAAUCCAGAAGAGCCGUAUCUCGGAGGCAUCAACUACAACUGCGUGGCGCCGGGGAAACGCUUCAUGUCCAUGGACAAUCUGUCCGGUGGAGAAAAGGCCAUCGCCGCCCUCGCCCUGGUGUUCGCCAUCCACAGCUUCCGUCCUGCUCCCUUCUUCAUCUUGGACGAGGUGGACGCCGCGCUGGACAACACCAACAUAGGCAAGGUGACCAGUUUCAUCAGAGAGCAGUCUCGGGAGAACAUGCAGAUCAUCGUCAUCUCCCUGAAGGAGGAGUUCUUCUCCAAGGCCGACGCUUUGCUGGGAGUCUACUCGGACUUUGAAGAAUGCAUGUUCAGCCGCAUUCUGACCCUGGACCUGCGACCCUACCCUCUGGUUGACGAGGACAGCGAGAGGCAGGCGGACGUUGAGAAGACGGGACUCGUGUAG